Messenger RNA from Physcomitrium patens, 1174 nucleotides. Its product is annotated as S-protein homolog 18. NCBI's taxonomy places the organism in Eukaryota, Viridiplantae, Streptophyta, Bryopsida, Funariales, Funariaceae. The record is from RefSeq and is a predicted model, not a curated record.
AGGCCCCCAGAGUGCACAUACGAUUGUGAACGAAUCCGUGUGUAAAGUUUUGUCACUCUUGGUGAGAGCAGGUUAUGGCCUCCCCAUCGUCGUUGUGUUUUUUAAGGUUGAGAGCGACAGUGUGUGUCUUCAUCUCCCUUUCAGAAGCAAAGAGAUUCGCUCCAGCCGAUUUGAUACUGCUUCCGAUCCCAGCGGCAUUAAUCAGGUGGCGAUCGGCACUCCAAUCAUGGAUUCGGGAGUUGCACGGCUGUGUGUCAAUCAAUUCACUGUGAUCAAGUUCUGAUCGCCGCCGGGAGCUCCAGAGAUGGCCUACUUGAGCAAAGCCAUUCAUGUAUUCAUUCUUCACAUGUUUCUAAUUUCGAGCUCACGGGAGAUGUUAAAGAUGGCCACACCAGCUCGUUCGGGAGCACCACUCUUCCUGCUGGUCGUGUUGGUGGCGGCUUUCGCGAUGUCCACGGCUCUCGCCAGCGACAACAGCGUGACCAUCAUCAACGAUGUCGGGGUCACAAUCCAAGUGCACUGCAAGUCAGGGGACCGUGACUUGCACCCGAGGACCCUCUUGAGCGGGCAGAGGUUUGGUUGGGGAUUCAAGUCCAACUUCUGGGGCACAACGCUGUUUUACUGCAGCUUUAACUGGGGAGUCAAACACCAGAGCUUUGAUGUGUGGAGCAUGCAACAAUCGUGCUGUUGGUGGCCUGUGUGGACUGUCACUACUCAAGGGUUUCUCUUGGAAGACGCAGGCUGUGGAAAAGCGAAAACCUACAGACAUCCAUGGAUGUAGUGCCAAACGGCUUGCUGCAAAUCAUUGUGUGGAGCAUGCAACAAGACGUGGUUUACAAUCUUCCCACCAUCUGUGAUUCUUCCAAGCUGAAACAUGGGAGUAACCUUCUCUGUCCUAGACGAUGUAGAGGCCUAGCGCACCGAUUCUCCGAAUUCACCCAAGCCUGGCCAUUCCCCAGGACCAAACUUUCCUUGGUCCGAACAAGAUCAGUACUUACAACGGCUCGCAAGCUAUAAUCUGCCAGUUCUCACGAUGAAGUGUCCCAGCGGUACAGUUUAGAAGCGUUUGCAGACAGGUGUUGAACGUAGAACUGAGCUCGAUGCCGUGUAUUCUCACACACAACUCGUUUGUUUUACCGAACAGAAUCAUACAAUAAAUCAGCUUGCAUUGCAA